Rhodamnia argentea is the source of this 1726-nucleotide messenger RNA. RefSeq names its product NAC domain containing protein 50-like. Gene Ontology annotation, molecular function: DNA binding. The record is from RefSeq and is a predicted model, not a curated record. NCBI's taxonomy places the organism in Eukaryota, Viridiplantae, Streptophyta, Magnoliopsida, Myrtales, Myrtaceae. The coding region runs from base 216 to 1454 and encodes 412 amino acids. The transcript has 5 exons. Gene Ontology annotation, biological process: regulation of DNA-templated transcription.
UUUCUUCAGUUGCAGGUCUCGAUGAUAGUCCCGAGCCGAGCCUCGUCUUCCUCAAAGCCCUCCCUAUCUCCAAUGCCUCUCUCUUUCUUCUCAUCCAAGUAAACUCCAACUCUCUCUCUCUCUCUCUCUGAAGUGAACCCGACCCUUUUGGUUCUCAGCGACUUCGCUUCAUUUGUAAGCUCUUGCCAGCUUCCUCUACCAGAAACUUCCGAGAUAUGGGUCCUGAAACAUCAACCCCUUCGACCUCUGCAAUAGCUGCAGCUCCAUCUGCUCAAAAGACUAGCACCACUGCUUUGGCCCCUGGGUUCAGAUUCCACCCAACAGACGAAGAGUUGAUUAUAUAUUAUCUUAAACGCAAAAUGUGCGGUAAAUCAUUCCGCUUUGACGUGAUAGCUGACGUGGAUAUCUACAAAAUGGAGCCGUGGGACCUUGCAGGCAAGUCAAAGUUGAAGACUAGGGACCAAGAAUGGUACUUCUUUAGUGCACUGGACAGGAAGUAUGCUAAUGGGGCUAGAAUGAACCGAGCCACCAGCUCUGGUUAUUGGAAGGCAACUGGAAAUGAUCGUGCUGUUCAACACGACUCACGUGUUGUUGGUCUCAAAAAGACACUUGUUUUCCAUAGUGGGCGAGCUCCUGAAGGGAAGCGAACAAAUUGGGUCAUGCAUGAGUACAGGCUCGUGGAAGAUGAGUUGGAAAAAUGUGGUAGUUUCAAGGAUGCAUACGUUCUUUGUAGAAUAUUUCAUAAGGCUAAUUUAGGGCCACCGACUGGUCAUCGUUAUGCCCCUUUUGUUGAGGAGGAGUGGGAUGGCGAAGCAAAUGUGGUUCCAGGUGUAGACACCAGAGAAGAAGCUGUACCUCAGGGAAAUGGCAUGGUUCAGGAAAUGCCACCCCGCAUGCCUCCUGUUUGCCGUAAUGAACUUCCCACUAAGACCCAGUGCCUUCUGGCUGUUUGCAAGAGUGAAACAAUGGGUGAGACUUUAGAUGAUCCCUCUGCAAUAUGUCCAACUAACAGGGAUACCGCACCACUUCUUCAUUACAAACGACGGAGAGAUAUUGAUUUGAACUCAAUUGAUUCAACGGGUUCAGAAAAUUCGCCCAAGAAAACUGAAGGUCCUUCUUCAUCUACCAUCACAACAGCAAGGUCGGCUAUGAAUUUGACAUGUGGUUUAUCGACAUUGGUGGAGUAUUCUUUGAUGGAAUCACUUGAUAUAAAAGAAGGACCUCGUAUUCCUCUCUCGACUUUUGCCCCCGCCAAUCUCAAUGCAACCGUCCCUCCUGAAUGCUUGGACUUCAUUCACAGUUUACAAGAGGAGAUUUAUAAGGUGUCCAUUGAGAGGGAAACAUUAAGGCUUGAAAUGUUAAGCACCCGCUCGAUGGCUAAUGUUCUUCAAUCCAAAGUCGAUCAUCUGACAAAGGAGAAUGAGGAGCUGAAGCGCAAGGUUCAAGAUGCUUAGUUGCUGUUUGAUGGCUUUGAUGUUGUAGCUUUGCCUUUUCACCUUCUUUUCGUUCUUCCUUAUUGUUGUACUGUUGCCUAUCAGUGGCUUUCAGAAGUCAAGUUGUUCGAUGUGCUGUGUAAGUUACUGUAGUUGUAGUGUUUCUGCCUAUCCGUGGUUCUUGUCUGUCUAAAACUUAAAAGUACUUUGAACCAGAUGGACAGUAAUCUGGGCCUAUUACCCCUUCUAUUAUGUUAAGUUGGGAAGCAGCAUCUGAUUGAUCUCUUGAGCAA